AUGGCAACAUCAAACAAUUCAUUCCGUCGUCCAGCAUCUGCAUCGACUGUUGCAACAAACUGGUCUCAAAAUACAUCAGUAUCCGUUGGACAUAAUGUUUCUAAUAGGCAUAUACCUAUCAUCAAAGGUGAUGUCAAUUUUGUCAAUGCAAGUAGUACUGCAGAGCCUGAUUCUGACGAUGCUGUUCCAUCACAUUAUAUAAAAGAAGUAUUGGCUCAUCUGUCUCAAUCACCAAUCGAUUCAAUCGAUAAUGAAGAUGCACUUGAAGUCAUCUAUGAUCUAUUCUAUAUGCAUUCACCCUUGAAUCAAGAUGAUUCCCGCAUAGCACGUUUACUCAUCGAAAGUGAUUAUUGUCGUAAAGUUCAUCAAUUUCUGAUUGAAUUUAUGAAAAAUGGAAUCUACAGUAAUCCAUCAAUACGUCGUUCAACACAAUUUAUUCUCUAUACACUAUGGAAUUUUAGUGGUACAUGCAUAGAAUUUCGAGUUCAUUUAUCAACUCUUCAAUAUUUUGUUCAAUUUUUAUUAAUAAAUUUUUUAGAAUAUUUAAAAAAUUUAAAAUCCGAACCACUUUAUACAUCGCUGACAGAGAAUUUAAUUCAAGCAAUCAUAAGUAUUAUGCAUAAUUUAACAAUCAAUGUCAAUCAUUUGAAUGAAGAACAAACAUUUCAUAUUAUUGAACAACUUCUCGUUGAACAAAAACCAAAUAAAACGAAUGAACGUUAUCGUAUAACGCUGCUUCUUUGUUUAAUUAAUCUUAAUGCUCAACAAGUUUAUGAAAAUUACAACACGUAUCAAACAACGUUUAAAACGCUUUUUCAUUUUCUAAAAAAAAUUGUUCAACAUGAAAUUCUUAUGAUACGAACAGGUUUAUCAGCAUGGGUUUUAGCAUCUGCUAUUAAUAAGAUGCCAAUCGAUGUUGUACUUAUGGACGGUAAUCGUCUUUAUUCAUUCAUGAUUUUAUUUAAACGUGGAAUGCGAGAAGAAAAAUUACAAGCUUGCAUAACAUUAAAUCGUUUUUAA
Messenger RNA from Rotaria socialis, 1020 nucleotides. Lineage: Eukaryota; Metazoa; Rotifera; Eurotatoria; Philodinida; Philodinidae. The record is from the annotation of a GenBank genome assembly.